AAAAAAUGGGUUUAGAGAUUCUUGAAGCUUACAAGAAGAAGAAAAGAAGAUCAAAUUUCUAUAGUUUUCAAAAUUUUCUUGAUCCAGGAUAUCCAAUUACAUCAAUGGGUACAUUUCGUGAUAAUAUUCGGUUAUUUCUUCAAGAAUGUGCUGAACUUGAAGAGUAUACAGUUGAAGGAAUGUCCAUUUGGUCUACAUUUUUAGUGCAUAAGAAUAGAGGUAUUGUUUUUCCACUUUAUACCAUUGAAGAGAAUGUCAAGAGCUCGGUUCGAACUUUUUGUGAUCAUUGUAGAUGUGCUGGUUGGAGUCAUCAUUUUGUGUCAAAGAAGAAGUAUCAUUUGAUUAUACCCGCUGAUUCUGAAUGGAACAAGCAUCUUGAUGAUGGUGUUUUUGAUGAUCAAACUCAUAUUUUGCAUGGUUUGAUUCAUUCUAAUGGAUUUGGGCAUUUGAUUUGCGUUAAUGGAAUUGAGGGUGGAUCACAAUUUCUCUCUGGCCGUGAAGUUAUGGACCUGUGGGAUCGCAUUUGCACUAACUUCCGAGCUCGGAAAAUCACUGUUGAAGAUGUAUCCAAGAAGCAUUUGAUGGAUUUGCGUUUGUUAUAUGGGGUUGCUUAUGGGCAUACAUGGUUUGGCCGGUGGGGUUACAAAUUUAGCCACGGAAGCUUUGGGAUAAUGGAACAUAACUAUGAAAAAGCUAUAGAAAUGCUCAGCUCAGUUGAACUCGAUCAAGUGAUUGAUGAUUUCAGAUACACCAGCAGAUCCAAUGUUAUGAAGCAAAUGAUUGUUUCCUAUAGAGGUUUAAGCAACACUCCUUUGAUCACGAUCCGCGACCUCUUCAGGUUCAUGCUAGCUGUCAAGUCAUGCAAUUCAGUUAAGGAGAAGCAGCCAAAUGUUGCUCCUGUUGUACGAGCCCGUUCUUUGAGAAAUGCUGCACUAAACAAGUCUGAAAAAUCAGUGAGGUACAUAAAAUUUUCGAAUGUUGCAGCGUCUCUCGACAGUAGAUGGCCAGUGAGAAGACUUGAGUUUACUGCUGAUGUGAUUGUUGAUGCGUUGAGAGAAAAGAGAGAAGCAACAAACAGAUUUGGGAGUUGUGGGAUGAGCAGGCAAGAAGCUCGGGAUGCUGCUCGUCUCCACAUUGGUGAUACAGGGUUGAUUGAUUAUGUACUGAAAUCAAUGAAUAAUGUGAUUGUUGGAGGCUAUGUAGUUCGUCGUGCAGUGAACCGAGCCACGAGGGUUUUGGAGUACACGAUUCAGGAACUUCGAAAUUGUGAUCAGCCUGAACAAGAAAAGCUACCCAUGAAUUCCUCCUCCUUGAUGAAGGACUAUGAUGUUAAUCCUGGAACAGAUGUGCACACUGAUGUUUUAUGCUUGUAUAAUAAUCUGCUUUUGAGCUUCGGGCAAUCUGAUGUGAUGAACUUUGCUGUGAGGACAGUUUUGGAUAGUAAGCAAUUUGUGAAGGAAUGGCCGUUUAGGGAUGAUCCGGAUGACAGCUUGUUGAGGUUCAUUUGUUGCAUUUUGCCAAGUUGUAUUGGCCUGGAAGAUUUACUUACAAAGGGACAUCCCCCUGGCGAAGUAGUUGAAGUUCCGCUACAUUCAACGAUUGGUGAUCUUAAGAUAGCGGUGGAGUCUGCAAUGAGGGAUACUUACUGCAUUAUGGACAAUUUGAUGGUGACAGACAUUGUAGGGAUGGAACAUUUGGAGGAUAAUGAAGUGCUAUUUGGGAUUGUUGAGUCAGGGUCAGAACUUUGGGUGAGGGGUUUUGGGUUGGAUUUGGACAGUGAGUUGAAGAAUGAAGGAGGGUCUGAUAACUGGAAGGUGAACUGCAGGUGUGGGGCCCGGGAUGAUGACGGUGAAAGGAUGAUUUCCUGUGAUAUAUGUGAGAUAUGGCAGCAUACUCGCUGCUGUGGCAUCGAGGACUCUGAGGCUGUCCCACCAUUGUUUGUGUGUGAGGCCUGCUGUAAUUCACUUGCACCACCAAGAGCAGAAAACAGCUUUGUCUUUGGUCAUUAUGGGGCUACUGCACUAGUGCCUUGUGAUUCUCAACUUGGCAUGGACAUGAUAUACUGAAUUUAGGACAAGAUUUGUAUAGAUAGAAAGGAUAAUCAUCAUAUAGUCAUAUAAUUGUGCAGUUUAUCUGUAAUCCUUUUCUCUUGUUAUACGCGAGUAACACGAUUCUUUCAAGGACAAAUCGAAUAAUCAAUGAUGAUCCUUAUAUAGUGUGUAUCUCCUGCUUCUUUACACAUUUCUUUCACAACUUUAAGUCCAUUUACCUGUUUGAUUAGAAAGAAUGUAGAAGAGGCUAUAAUUUUCUGCUUGAUGUACUUGUAUAUAUAGCCCUGGAUGACUACAACAGUUAAAAUGACUAGCAUUGAAAAUCUAGUUAUGAAUGUCGGGUGGCCUAUAUCUGUGGACCUUCCAGAAAACUUUAGCUGAUUCUGAAUGAGAUGCUCAUACAAAAGAUCUUGUUUAUUUUUUCUUUUUGGUUCGAAUUAUUCUUUUUACGUUGAAUGACAUUCUCUAGUGCACUACUCUUCUUCAUACUAGUGCAGCUAUAGGCAUGCAGCUGCUUAAAUACUUGUUCAGCAGCAAGACUGUAAUAAGGGAAUUGUCUUUGCAAAUAAGACUAAGAUUGAUUAAUUAGAAAUACAACUUCUGUCAGUCAUACAUUGACAUGAUUGGGCUGUGGGGAGGGGGGGGGGGUGGUGGUUCCUCCAAGGUUCUUGUGGUUCUCAACUACACAAUGAAAGUUCCCUCUCUACAAUCUCUUCUUUUUCAUUUCUAAUCCUAUUGCUUUACAAAAUCUCAUGGGCAGAAGAAUUUGCACCAUGAUCCUACUCAUGAUCUCCUAAAGCAGGAAGUGAGAUCGAUGAAUACAUCCUCUUUGCAAGGUAUUGUGAGACC
Molecule: messenger RNA, 2900 nt
Organism: Lycium ferocissimum
Lineage: Eukaryota; Viridiplantae; Streptophyta; Magnoliopsida; Solanales; Solanaceae
Product: PHD finger protein MALE MEIOCYTE DEATH 1
Exons: 4
Coding region: 6-2066 (686 amino acids)
Source: RefSeq, a predicted model, not a curated record